Molecule: messenger RNA, 3738 nt
Organism: Oppia nitens
Lineage: Eukaryota; Metazoa; Arthropoda; Arachnida; Sarcoptiformes; Oppiidae
Exons: 7
Coding region: 216-3632 (1138 amino acids)
Source: RefSeq, a predicted model, not a curated record
UGUUUAUCUAAUGUAAACAUUAAGUAAUAAAAAAAUGUAAUUCAAAACAACAAACAACUCAUUGAUAUUAUACAGUAAUUGGUGUUUAGUUUUUAGUUUUUUUUGUUUGUUUGUUUUAGUUGAAAGUGGGAUCAGCUCUGCUAAGUGAUAAUAAUAAUAAUACUAACUCAAGUGGCCAUCACCACCAUCACCACCACCAAAAAACAGCAACUCAUAUGAGUGGCCAAAAAUUCGGUGAAUGGCUAUACAAAGGCCAAGUGUUUGACAUUCAACGGCCAGCGGGUUGUAAAUCUGAAUCCAGAUUUGAUCCAAUCUUGAAACAGAUCCAACAGAUUAUACCCGUAAUCGAUGGCCGUUUCGAUAUUGCCGUCGACUUUCAGUCGCAUCAGUUUCAGCUGUUCAGCAGUCACUACAAGAAAUACUUUGAUAUUAUGUCGGCUGACGAACCAAUCAAAUCUGGUUCGGCCAUCAAAGUUACCGUUCGGCCGCAAGCCGUACUACAAUCUCAGCCGCAAGUGAUAACACCAGUACAAGUAGUACUGCAGCCGCCGCCGCACAGUCACCACGGAUUAGUACGACCGUCACCGUCAUCGCCAACACCUCCAACACCGGCGCCGCAUCUGAGAGAUCCCAGAUCUAAUCGUCAAAUGGCAAACGAUAAGCUACAUCUAAUGGCUUCGGGACUACCGGUAUAUCCUCCGCGGCGAAUACCUCAUUAUCCGUUGUUGAACAACAAGAAUAAUAAUAAUAAUAAUAAGCGUCAAACCAGUGAUUCGCGAUCUUCCUCCACAUCAUCAUCUGAUCCACGACUCAAAGAUUAUAAACAGAACAUUUCAAUGGCAAAACCUUGUUUUCGUCAGAAUAAUACUAACAAUAAUAAGGAUCGGUUGACACCAUCACCACCGCCGCCAUCAUCGUCGACAAAAAAUGUACCUCAAACUACCGGUGCCGUCACCAUUAGUGGUGGUAGUAGUAGUGAACAUCUAUUGAUUAGCGAAUUGAAUAACGAAAUUCGCGAAAAAUACUCAUUAUUUUUGGACGUAAUCAAAGACUAUUCAUCCAAUAACUGUGAUCUGAUUGUUGACUUUGAAUGGCUUCAUGUGAUACACCAGAGAAUGACUUCGAAAGGCUUCAAAAACUAUGAUCCAUGUGUUUGGGAAAAGUGUUACAAACUAUAUGUCGAUAAAUAUAUUGAUUCUCUACACAAGUAUCAGACCGUUGCCGAAGCCAAGAGUCAGUUCGUCUACUUUUCCGAGUUUAACACACUUUACUUUAAUCAACGAAAUUCUCGAUACCGUAAACUGAUGGCCGGUCGACAUCUGUUUGUCAAAAAUUUUGAACGAAAGUGGUCUCAGGAAAUAAUGGCCAAUACAUUGCCGCCGAUCGAAGCGGACGACUUGGAAACACUGAAAAAGACAAUCAGUUCGCAACAGAAACAGGAAAAAUAUCGCAAAGAUUACAAUGAAUUACAAAUGAAAGUGGAAAACAAUGUAUUGGCAAUCAAGACAUUCAAUUUGAUAGCUCAGGCUAUCGCAGCCUUGAAAAGCCAUUACAAAGAACCGGGACUUUAUGUUAAAGUAUCGAAUCUGUUGGCCGAUUCGUGUGUCUAUCGAUCGGCCGACGAUUGCGAACAACUGCUCAAAGCGUGGAUUAUAUUUUAUGAUAAGCAUUUAGAUAGCUAUAAGAAAGCAUUGAAACACUACUAUAGAGUUACCGAAUAUUUGUUUGAAUUUCUGAAUAUUAUAACAACUAUACGAUUGGACGCUGUUUUCUACUCUAAUGUCAAGAUUACGAAAAUACUGGAAUCAAUUGACAGACGAUCACUGAAAGGCUGUAAAGUUCAGCGAAGAUUGAGAUUAAAUGAAAAAAAUUUCGAUACAAUUGUCGGUUCGGUUCAAAAGGUUCAGCAAUUGAAUAGUUAUAAACAAGACGACGAUUGUUUGAUUAUCGACGAGAUUAUCAAACCGUCCGAUAAGUCAACUACCGGUGCGUCGGCUACGGCGUCGACGACCUCCUCUGAUAGCCAAAAGUCGUCAAAAACAGCGGACAAAUCAUCGACUAAAGGGUCGAAUAAUAGUGUGGAUGACAUCGAAAAAGGUGAACAAAAAUAUUCGAAAAAAUCUACGACUACUAGUAGUGACCAGAAAUCUAGUGACCACCGAAAAUCGCCGACAAAUUCCAGUGACCACCAAAAAUCGCCGCCAAUUCAUAAAUUUGUUAAUAGUUUUCGAAUAGUCGACAAACGUUUCGCCAAAAAGUUUAAACCAUCAUUACAUCAAUCGUCUACUAUUACUAAUGUUUUUCAAUCGACUCUUUGUCCAACAACACCACUACCACCAUCAUCAUCUGCAUCAUCAUCAUCGACAACAUUAUCAUCUACCAGUGCCUCCUCCUCCUCAGCAUCAGCAGCAGCUGAUGAUCGUACAGUCCUAUCGACACCAUCGCUAUCCGAUUCGCUGAACGAACCGUUGAUUACGUGCGAAUCGGACGUCAAAAAAUACGAGUCAAUGAUGCGCGUGAUUUUGCAACUGUCGCAGUCGUAUUGCGAUCUGAUAUCAACCUACGAAUGGUGUACUGUUGUACACAAUCGUAUGCUAACUCAAGGUUUUAACUCCCAGUCCAUCGACUGGUGGGAGUCGGCCUAUCAUAGGUUUACCGAACUAUACUUAAAAACAUUAAUCAAUUGCCGUGACUUUGAAUCGGCUAAGAUACAGUUCCCGUUGUUUUUGGCCUACAAUCAGAUCAUAUUUACGACAAACAAUGCCCGCUAUAAACUGUUAACCAAAGCCCGUGAAAAGUUUGUCCGAUGUCUGGGUAGAGUCAAAUCAGCUGAUGAACACCAAUUGGUUCAGACUAUCGACAAUCAGAUACACUCAGAUAAUACCAAUUUGAAGCUAAAUAGUCUACAACUGGAACUGGUCGGCCGUAUUGAUGAACUUAAGUGCUUGAAUCUGAUGGUUCAAGUGAUCAAAGCCCUACAAAAACACUGUCGAAUGGAUACCAAUACCGGUCUCUAUCGGAAAGUUGCCGAAGUUAUGUCGUUAACAGGAUUUCGGGUAAAACACGGACAACAAUUGGUCGAACAGUGGCGUCCGUAUCAGUGCGAGGAUGUACUACGCUAUUGGACUAUAUUUUGCGCACAGAAUAUCGGCGCCUAUGAUAUGGCCGUCGACUGUAAGGCCCGUAUAGUUAAAUACUGUCUGGAAUUUGUUAAUAUCAUACCAUCACUGAUAACAACUGAACCAAACGUUACCAACUCCUACUUGUUUAGCAUUGAUAGACCCGAUGAAAGUCGACUAACCGACGCACUGGUAGUCCUACGAACCAAACGACCCUCACUGACAGUUAGCUAUUUGUACAUCAAUUCCAAGAUAUCGGAAGCCAUUCAACGGUAUAAUAGUAGUACCAGUGGUUGUGUUAUGACCGAUAGUUAUGACCAAUUGACCGAAUCGGCGGCCGAUAUCGACUACAGGAGUCCAGCGAAAAAUACUACCAAUAAAAGAUCUCUUGUCAGCGACUACGAUAGCCCUAACAAACAGGUUGUUAUUAGUGAUUACAAUCAUCACCACCGGUGGUCACCUACCGGUGCUUAUCAAUCAAAUGAUUAUUAUCAUAUAAACGACAUCAUCUGAAUCUCGAUUACUAUUAGUCAAUCAAUCAAACAAACAAUACAAUGGAUUUUGAAUACCAAUUAAUCGUUAAUUUACUCAUUAUUUUUUUUGUUUUAUUUAAGUUGAG